Exophiala viscosa is the source of this 818-nucleotide messenger RNA. RefSeq lists its product as uncharacterized. Bases 182 to 688 code for a protein of 168 amino acids. Lineage: Eukaryota; Fungi; Ascomycota; Eurotiomycetes; Chaetothyriales; Herpotrichiellaceae. The transcript has 2 exons. The record is from RefSeq and is a predicted model, not a curated record.
GCGGGGUUGGACUUCUUGACUUUUGGUGAUCAAGAUCACUGCCAGUUUGGCUUUUUGUCUGCAGGGAGGAAAUGAAUUCCUGUUCACUCUGCAGAUUUUAGCCCCCUCGGUUAGAUGGUUACACCCUGUUUAGACUUUCUUUUCUGUAGAAGGGUGUCUUCAAGUAUGUAGCCGGGUGCGAAUGUGUGCGAUGCCCCUAAUGUUAUCGACAACACAUCUUGUGCGCUGGGCUUUUACUCUGGCGAUUGCGAUAUUUCCCCUGGAAAAUAGAUCUCCACAUCUUGGCUUCGAUAGUCGUUCCUGCAUAUCCCAUCGUAGUUGUAUCUUCCUACAUAUUGAAGCUGGCCACGUCACCAGAGAAGAAUCCACAAUAACGAGGGAAGUCUUGACAGCUCCAUGCAGGCUACCACGCGAGGUGACAUCGACAGCAGUAACUCGGGCGGCAUGUUCCAUUACUUUGCCUGAGGUCGCUUUCGAAGAGAGAUUGAAUGAUGACCACGAGUGCAGUCAGCUGCUCCCCCACGCUAUCGCAGUCCAAGAGCCAUACAACGCAAUUAUGGAGAGGAUUCGCCAAAACCAGCUCGGGACUGCCCAGAAAGGACAAGCGGAGGUAGUCUGCGCCCCCAAAUCGCAAAGGCUUGCACUAGUGUGCUGCAGGCGUACUCUGCCACCAGUGGUACAGCGAUAAGGCCAGCUUUGUCGGCUUUGGCAAACCCUUUACGCGAAUUUCGUGCUCCUGUGAGAUGAUGCUCUGAAGUUCGACCGUAUUGAUUCUGGGAGCUGGAAAGCUCAAUUUGAGAGUCGUACUGAACUUGUUG